Molecule: messenger RNA, 4114 nt
Organism: Nyctereutes procyonoides (raccoon dog)
Lineage: Eukaryota; Metazoa; Chordata; Mammalia; Carnivora; Canidae
Gene: CLDN34
Product: claudin 34
Exons: 4
Coding region: 2639-3406 (255 amino acids)
Biological process (GO): bicellular tight junction assembly; cell adhesion
Cellular component (GO): bicellular tight junction; plasma membrane
Molecular function (GO): structural molecule activity
Source: RefSeq, a predicted model, not a curated record
AUGCCAGUCGAGCCAAGGCUGAUGAGUUUGCAGUCAGGAGAGAGUCAGGGACACAGAGUGUAUCCAUUCGCUGUUGCCACAGUUAUGCUGUUUAACAAGCAACUAUAAAACUUCAGUGUGCCAUAGAGUGUUUCUUUAGCUCGUGAAUUUGUAGAUCCUGAUAGUCUCCGCUCCGUGUGCCUCUCCUCUUCCUCCCGGGACCAGCAAUCUGGCCUGGGCAUGUCAGUGGCAGGUGCGUGAGAGAGCAAACCCAGACACGAAGGCAUCUUCCACAUACCUGGUUACAUCACACUGCUCCCCUUCCAUUGUCAGAGCAAGUCCCACAGCUGAGCUCAGGUUGUGGGAUGUGUCCUACCUCUUCGGGGGCAGAAGCCAUGGAGUCAUGUGGCAGAGUGUGAAUGAAUGCAGGGUGCGAAGAAUUGGGGCCACUGACGGGCUCUGUCCUCCCACACCCACGUCUCCUAAUCCGGAAGGACACUAAAGCCACGCUCCUGGAGCAAGGGCACCUCUGCCGCCCCCUAGCCUUACGGCCGUGAGCAACAUACUUGGCCUCCCUGAGCCUGUGAGGUUUUGCUCUGUAACUGGAGAAGAGCUCCAGAGCUCAAGUGAGCUCACUGCUAUUCAUGUGCUUCGAGGCCAUGCCUGGUUCAGAAAAGUCCUCCAUAAGUGUACGCUCUUGUGGUUUCCUCAUUCCAUCUGCUCCUGGAGGGAAAUGCCUUCCCUGAACGAAUCUGCCAGAGCCACCAGGGAGAUGGGGAUUUCUUUUGCUUGGGAGGAUGAGAAAGGUUUCUUUUUCUUUUUUUGAGAAAGGUUUCUGUUCCAGGGUAGGUUUGUGGGACCUGAAGGCUAGACGGGGGGGGCAACGCGGAAGUCUCUUUAAUAAGUUAUUCCAAACUAGAGUGAAUAUUUACUGAAAAUAGGAAGAUAUUCACAAGUUAGACUUUUUUUUUAAGAUUUUAUUUAAGUAAGUAAAUAAAUAAAUAAAUAUUUUAUUUAUUCAUGAGAGACACAGACAGAAAGAGAGGCACAGGCAGAGGGAGAAGCAGGCUCCAUGCAGGGAGCCUGACGCGGGACUCGAUCCCAGGACCCCAGGAUCACGCCCUGAGAUUAAGGCUAUGCUAAACCACUGAGCCACCCAGGCUGCCCAAGUUAGACUUUUAAAAGUGGAUGGACACCACACAUUUUGCUUUUAUUUCUGGCUUCUGACCAGGCUACUUCAACUUGUCUCAUUUGAGUUCUGAAACAGUCAAGAGAUGAAUAAAUGGGAAUGAUGCAAAUGCAGUCAUAGGUGGCCACUGUAGUGCUAGGGCUGUGGUCCUUAUGGCGUGUUCCAUGACCCACUGAUGACAAUGUGCGGGGCGUUUGUCCCCAAGCCCUCGCCAGGCCGGCGAGCCCCACUGGUGUCAGUUUGAUCUUUGGUAUGGGCCCAUCAGACUUCUUCAAGAGGAGCUCUACAGUGGGUACCCUGAGACACUGGGACAGGGGGACACCAGACAUUCGUUCCAUCUUCAGACCUAGCUGCUGUACUGCCACAGGCCUGUGCACUACAAGGCAGGCAUUCUGGAAGCGUGUUUUUUGCAUCUCCCGUUAAGAGAAGAAAAGCAACACGCGGUGUGUGUAUUCUUGUAUGUGAGGCAUCUUGAGUCAAGAUCACACAAGAUUGCUCACUCAUCAUCGAGCUACGUAAACAUCCCCCUAAACCCAAGCUAUAUAGGCGCACCCUCCUGCCUGUCCACCAGGUCCCCCAAAUGCUCGCGUCCCUUACAGCACCACCUGAGACCAGCAGGCGGAGAGGAAAGGGGGUGGACAUAACCGAGUGCAACGACGGUGUCUUUGGCAAAUUUCACCAAAGCACAGGGCUGCGCCAGCGUAAACCUGGUUAUCAAGUUCAAAGGCGAGGCCUGCCGGAUAGCAUCAACCAGCCUGGGAAGACGGCAGCGAGCGGUGUUCACGCAGCUGACGGCACCAGGAGGGGACACGAUGUCAUCCGGAGCGCACUCUAAGGACGCAGUUUGCUUUCUGAGGUGUGCUUGCUGAAAAUACAUCAGACCCAAAGUGAGGGAAAUUCUUUAAAAACAAAACCAAGCCCGACCAGUUUUCUUAAAAGGGCCAAGGCGAUGCAAGGUAGAGCAGCGAUUCCAAAAAGGCCACCUGGCAAGGGAACGCGCCGCACGACCCUAGAACGCGGCCCGGGGCAGCGAAAGGACGUGCGCCGGGUGACCGGCGAAGUUGGACCGGGGCCCUGGAUCGCAGCCCGGUGCGGCUGCCCAACAUGGGCCCGAAUUCAAGACCCUGAGACCAAGACCUGAGCUGAAAUCAAGAGUCAGCCAUCUAACGGACAGGGCGCCCCCCAGGACCUAGCAACCGAGAACUUAGAAGGUGAGGACAAUGGGUAACAGAAUGUGGGGACAGCAGAAAGCUGAGGACAGGGCAGCUGGCUGGCAUUGCGGCUGAGGACUUGUGUCCGGCCUGCUGAGGAGCACUUGAAGAAGGAAGGAGGUGUCCUGAGAAGAGGGGCGUGGGCUUCUGUGCGGCGGGCCCCCGCUGUCAGUGGCCCUCCUCCCCCAGGGGGUGAUUCCCUUGAAGACUACAUCACUGAUUAGCGAAGUGGGCUGGCAUUGGCCCAAUAGGAAAGAAGAUGCCAACUACCCAAAGACAAAAGGAUUACCAAGUUUCGGAGGUGGAGAACUCCAGUGGAGUGGCUGAAAGUGGAUCCCCCUUGGAGCCAAAAACAGACAGGCCUCCAGGGUAUGCAGCCACCAUGCUAUUGCUCAUCAACAGCACCAAUCGCCAGAUGGCGGGCUUCACCAUAGCCACUGUGGGAUGGAUCCUCACCACCACGUCCAUGGGCCUCGUGGAGUGGCGAGUGUGGUACAUGAACAACAACUCUCUCUUUCCCUCUGGCCUGGUCUGUGUGGGAAUGUGGAAGGUCUGCAUUUACCAAUAUAUCACCAACUUCAACAGAGCCACGUUGUGUCAUCGCUAUACCUACCACGAUACUUACCUGCCUCUUGAUAUCCGUAUUUCUCAAAAUCUCCUGCUGGUCGCCACCAUUCUGGGCCUUUUGGGAAGAGCCGCCAUCAUUUUUGCACUUAGGAAUGUGUACAUGGGAAUUCAUCAGGACGCCACCUUCAACCCAUUUUUUGUUUCAGGGAUUCUGAACGUGGUUGCUGGCGUCUGUAUCUCAAUCACUGUGGUCUGGAAUUUUUACUCCGUGAUAAACGAAGAGGGUAUCACCUUCCCACCAUCUCUCUAUAUACCCUUCAAGCCAGAUACUCAGGAAAUUGGCAGUGCCCUUCUGGUGGCAUGUCUGGCUGCCUUCAUGAUGCUGUUAAGUGGGCUGCUUUUCCUCUCCUACAAGCGCCCCCCGGCCAGACAAAUACAUCCUGAGACUUCAGAGAUGUAGAAUUCCUGCUUGCCUUGGCUUUGCGAAUCCAACAUGACCAAGAGUUUAUGAGAAGUAUUAGCAAAAAAACAAAACAAAAAAAAAGAAGUAUUAGCAGAAUGUUCUAUUAAAUAUUUCCAAAGAUUCAAGACCAUGGCAAAGGUAGUUUUAGGCAGGAAGUGGCCAUCUAUUUCCUUCCUUUAUCUUCUGUGUCUUUGUUUUACUGACGCACCAGUUCAUUGAUUGGAGAAAUUUCAUUUAAAAAAAAAAUCUUUCUCACCAGCCAGUUGGUCUUCUUGGAUCUGAAUUUUAACUAUUGCUGAAUAAAUAAUCAAUGCAUAAACCUAGUGUAUGGAAAUGAGAUUUUCUGUGAUUCUCACAUUUCCCUCCUAAAUGUCUGCUACAGACUACCAACCUUAUUUCCUGUGGUAUGGUGAUAACAUCACUCUAUCAUAUAAAAUUUUCCAAAAUAUGCAGUAGAAUAAUAUAAGGAAUCACCCCACACCCAUUAUCAGACUCAACACCUAUCAAGAUACUGUCAUAUCAGCUUUAUAUCUCCUUUCUUCUCCCGUUUUUUUUUUUUUUUAAGAUUUUAUUUAUUCAUGAGAGACACAAGGAGAGGGACAGGCAGAGACAUAGGCAGAGGGAGAAGCAGGCUCCCUGCGGGGAGCCCAAUGGGGAACUCGAUCCUGCAGGAUCAUGCCCUGAGCCAAAGACAGACACCCAACC